This is a messenger RNA of Halichondria panicea, 556 nucleotides long. RefSeq names its product transcription initiation factor TFIID subunit 12-like. Gene Ontology annotation, molecular function: TBP-class protein binding; protein heterodimerization activity; DNA binding. Gene Ontology annotation, cellular component: SAGA complex; SLIK (SAGA-like) complex; transcription factor TFIID complex. NCBI's taxonomy places the organism in Eukaryota, Metazoa, Porifera, Demospongiae, Suberitida, Halichondriidae. Bases 64 to 402 code for a protein of 112 amino acids. The transcript has 5 exons. The record is from RefSeq and is a predicted model, not a curated record. Gene Ontology annotation, biological process: RNA polymerase II preinitiation complex assembly; DNA-templated transcription initiation.
GAAGUUUGAAAGGUCAUUUAGUGUAAACAAAGGUUGUUUGAAGGUUAAAAAGGUCAAAUACAAAUGGAAGGCAGAAGUGAAGGUCGUAGUGUGCUCAGUAAGACUAGACUGACUCACCUGGCUGCUCAGAUUGACCCCAAACAAGUGCUGGAUGAAGACGUACAAGAUGUUCUGCUUCAGAUGGCUGAUGACUUCAUAGAGAGUGCAGUGAGUGCCUCGUGUGGUCUGGCCAAACACCGCAAGUCAGGAGUACUUGAGGCUAAGGACGUGCAAGUCUAUCUGGAGACAUCCUGGAAUAUGACCACACCUGGUUUCUCAGGUGAAGCUGCUCCAGCUAAAAAGUCCACAGCCACUGAGGCACAUAAACAGCGAAUGAACCAAGUCAAGAAAUCCAAGAGAUGAUGAAGAAAAUACUAUAUACUCAUGUAUGCACUGACUGUGUUUUCCUAGUGUUGUAUUGCAAUUAACUGUUCUCUCACCAACUCCUCUAUUUAGCUAGUUUGCACUUUUUGUGAACUUUCAUGUCUGAAUCAUGCACGAUAAUUAAUUAAUAUCA